CGGGCUUGGGGAAAGGAAGGGGGGGGUUACGGAGGCGUCGAAGGAUAAAGGAGGACGGCUUCUCGCUUCGGGCCUCAGGGGGAGCCGCCUCCAUUGUGCACAGGAAGAAGGGGAGGCCCACACCCCACCACCACCGCACACAUUACAACAACAACACUCACCACCACAGCAACACACACCCUAUAAACACAUUAACACAACAACAGUACAUCACCACAACACAUCAACAUCCCCCACAACAACAACACACCAUCACCACAACACAUACAACAAUAUACACUGCCGACGCCACCACAACAACACUCACCACAACACUCACCACCACCACAACAACAUACUGCAUCAGCACCUAUCACCACAAUAACAACACACAAGAACAACACUCACCACCACUACACACACCACCACAACAAUACACACAUGCCUACUACCACCACAACAACAACACACACCUCCCAUCAACACAACACCACACACCACCACAACAACAAUACACACAGGGAUGGUUGGGCAGACCUCAGACAACCUCCUCAUCUUACCCUUUACACGGGUUGGGUAUCCCUUAUCUGAAAUGCUUGGGAGAAAGAGUGAAUAGCUAAUAUGAUGGGAGAUGCUGCAAAACCAUGCUUUACCAGACGUAGUAAAGACCGGGGAGUUUUAAAUGAGGAAGAAUUCCAGAAGCGUGCUGUACGUCAUGAUUACCAUUUAACUGAUGAUUAUGGAAAUGGAUACAACAACAAAACAGACAUAGGACUUGAGAAGAGAAAGGGUGCCCUGGGUCACUAUGGAACAAGUCCCAGAAAAGGCGCACAUGGUGCAUUGAGUACUCCAAUUUCUUCUAAAAAUAUUGUUUACAAUCAAGGGGCAAGGAUGACUGAUGCCUCAAAAGACCAAAUCAAGAAGUGGGUAUCUGACAACCAUCACACUAAUGCAGACAGUUGGAGAGAGUACAAAUCUACAGUCCGAAUUCCUAUGGUUAUCAGGCCACGGAAGGAAUCUUCUCAUGAAUGUGAGAGCCUAGGAAGCAGAAAUGGAAGACGGCAGCUGCAAAGAGACCCAACAAGUGAAGAUGUAUCAGAUAGGAAAGGAAAUCUGGAAAUGAAGAAGCGUAGGAAACCAAGGAGACCAAGAAGAAUGAGAAAAGAAGAGAACGAUCAAGAUGAAGAAAUUGAUGGGCCAGUUAUAGAUGAGUCUGUGCUAACAGCAAAAGAAUUACUAGGAUUGCAACAGGCUGAAGAGCGACUUAAGCGUGACUACAUUUACAGGCUGAGAAAGCGACCACGGAGCUACCCAACAGCCAAAUAUACCUGCAGAUUAUGUGAUGCUUUGAUUGAGUCGGUGGCAUUUGCUCAUAAGCAUAUAAAAGAAAAAAGACACAAGAAAAACAUAAAGGAAAAACAAGAACAACAACUUCUGACAGCACUACCUCCACCAACACUUUUACAAAUUGAGGCUAUUGGGAUUGCCAUUGAGAAAGUAGUGCAAGAGUUUGGGUUAAAUAAUGAAGAUUUGGAACAAAGGCUUGGAAUUAAAGCUACCAUGGAAAAUAUAUUGCAUAAGAAAUUGCCAGAGUGUUCUCUAAGACUAUAUGGUUCUUCAAGUAGCAGAUUUGGUUUCAAAAAUUCAGAUGUAAAUCUCGACAUUCAGUUUCCUGCCAGUAUGUCCCAGCCAGACGUUCUCUUACUUGUACAAGAGAGCCUGAAGAAUAGUGAAUCUUUUAUUGAUGUUGAUGCAGAUUUCCAUGCUAGAGUGCCUGUGGUGGUGUGCAAAGAAAAACAAAGUGGCCUUGUUUGCUUGGUAAGCGCCGGGAAUGAAAACGCUUUUCUCACGACAAAUCAUUUGGCUACACUAGGGAAACUGGAACCUCAUCUUGUGUCACUAGUUAUUGCCUUUAGAUACUGGGCCAAGUUAUGUUGUGCAGAUCGUCCUGAAGAAGGAGGCUUACCACCUUAUGUGUUUGCGCUAAUGGUUAUUUUCUUUCUGCAACAGAGGAAAGAGCCUUUUCUGCCUGUUUAUUUAGGAUCAUGGGUUAGUGGGUUUUCAUUGAACAAAUUAGUGAACUUUAAUCUAAAAGAAGUUGAAGAUGACAUUGUGGUCUGGGAGCACAGUCCUCCCAUUGAUGAUCCUACUUCUUCAAAAGAAACAUCUCCUAAGAGGGGCAAGGUUCCAUUAGUGUUCAAUUCAGAUCAUCAGUGUUUAAUCCCAGUUGGACAGCUUUGGGUUGAAUUGCUUCGAUUUUAUGCCCUGGAGUUUAAUUUGGCUGACUUGGUUAUCAGCAUACGCCUCAAAGAAAAGGUGUCUCGUGAAUCAAAGGACUGGCCUAAAAAACGGAUUGCUGUGGAAGAUCCUUAUUCUGUGAAGAGGAAUGUGGCAAGAACCCUUAACAGUCAACUGGUAUAUGAGUACAUUCUUCACUGUUUACGGGCAACUUACAAGUAUUUUGCUAUGCCUCAUAAGCAGAGCACAAAAAACAAUCAGAAGACACUUCUGGAAACCUUGGCAGUACCAGAGCCUGAGAGAACUGUGAUUAAACAUAAUGUUGCCAGUACAAAGAAUGAACAUAAUGAAGCAGAGAAAAACAUAGCAGGCAGUUGUACAUCAGCUACCAAUACAAGUUUGUAUUUUCCUCAGGAGCACAUGUAUGAGUCUUCUCAGGGCUUUGGUGCUGAAAUCUUUGUGGAAGAACAGUUGACAGAUGAGAUGAGUCAUUUAGGAAUUUCUCAUGGGGACUCAGAUUGCAUAAUUGAGGAAUUUAUUUCUGGAGACAACGAGGAGUUUAAACCAAGCUGUGAAGAGACAGAGAGUGGAAAUGAAGAGGAGGAGGAGGAGGAGGAAGAGGAGGAGCAUGAUCAUGUUAUAAAAUGGCAAGGACAUCUGGAUACUAAUCAAGGUUUGGAUGAAGACAGUGAAAGUGGAGAGCUUCCAGUUCCAACUUGUGAGCAUGAUGUUGAAACUGACAGCGUUUCUGAUUUAGAAAGUUUUCAAAAUACAAUUACUCCACUGGAUGAUCUUGGUUUACAGUGCUGUGGUGUGCUGGAUGGCAAGAUUGAUGAUGAAGAGAGCACAGAAGAUACCGAUGAGCUUGAUGAGUCUCUAAUCAAGUUGGAACCAGCAACUCAGGAACAAGUAUUUGAAAUGGAUAACUCGGAAGAGGAGGUAGAAGCGGAUGAGGAAGAUGAUGAAGAAGAACACAGUAUUGUAAACCAGAGGCAUGGGAAUAUUAUCAAUACCGAAGAUGAGCUGGACAACACAUUCACUGGAUCUGGCAUGGAGGAGGCUCUUUCUGAAGAAGAACCAUUUUCAUCUGUUAAAUAUGAGGAUUCAGAACUUAGAAAGUGUGCAGAUGAACUUCCAAGAAUAGAUCUGAACAAAGAAGAGUGCUCUGAAAAAGAAGUGUUUUCAGAAAGUAACAUAACUGUAGACCAAUGUAGCAAACCUGAAUUCUUCUAUGAAUUCAAUAAAUCUGUUUUCACAAAAGGCAAGUCACCAACAGUUGUUUGCAGCUUGUGCAAACGAGAAGGUCACCUAAAGAAGGAUUGCCCAGAAGACUUCAAAAAAAUUGAGCUAGAUCCUUUGCCACCAUUAACACCCAAGUUUUCUAGUACAUUGGAUCAAGUGUGUGUUCAGUGUUACAAGGAUUUUUCUCCAAAUGUUAUAGAGGACCAGGCUCGUGAAUACAUACGACACAAUCUUGAAAGUUUCAUCCAGCAAGAAUUUCCAGGUACUAAAUUGAACUUAUUUGGCUCUUCAAAGAAUGGAUUUGGCUUCAAGCAAAGUGAUCUUGACAUCUGUAUGACAAUUGAUGGUUUGGAAACUGCUGAGGAACUUGAUUGCAUAAAAAUUAUUGAGGAACUUGCAAGAGUACUUCGGAAACAUUCAGGUCUAAGAAAUAUCUUGCCUAUUACAACUGCAAAAGUGCCAAUUGUUAAGUUUUUUCAUGUCCGGAGUGGUCUUGAAGUGGACAUCAGCUUAUACAAUACCUUGGCCCUCCAUAACACACGGCUCUUGUCCUGUUAUGCAGCUGUUGAUCCGAGAGUAAAAUAUCUCUGUUACACAAUGAAAGUAUUUACAAAGAUGUGUGACAUUGGUGAUGCAUCUAGAGGUAGCCUCUCUUCCUAUGCCUAUACUCUUAUGGUGCUCUAUUUCCUUCAGCAGAGAAGUCCGCCUGUCAUUCCUGUCCUUCAGGAGUGCUUUUCUUCUCAGAUCUGCAAAGAACCAAAGAAGCCCGAAAUCCUAGUUGAUGGCUGGAAUGUCUAUUUCUUUGACAAAAUGGAUGAACUGCCAACAGUUUGGCCUGACUUUGGUAAAAAUAAAGAAUCCGUGGGUGAAUUAUGGUUAGGACUUCUGCGUUUUUACACUGAAGAAUUUGAUUUUAAAGAACAUGUUAUUUGCAUCCGAAGAAAAAAUUUGCUGACAACAUUCAAGAAACAGUGGACUUCAAAAUACAUAGUAAUUGAAGAUCCUUUUGAUUUGAACCAUAAUCUUGGUGCUGGAUUAUCAAGAAAAAUGACAAACUUUAUAAUGAAGGCUUUUAUCAAUGGAAGAAGGGUAUUUGGCACCCCAAUAAGAGGAAUCCCUAAAGAAUAUCCCUCAAAAAUGGAAUAUUUUUUUGACCCUGAAGUAUUGACAGAAGGAGAACUGGCUCCAAAUGACAGGUGCUGCAGAAUCUGUGGUAAAAUUGGACAUUUCAUGAAAGACUGCCCAAUGAGGAGGAAAUUGAGAAGACGGCAUGAUAGUGAAGAUCCUCAAAACCAAAGAUACACAGAAAACAAAGAAAAAAGAGCUAAAGAGGAAAAGGAGACCACAGUUAAAAUGACAGAAAGAGAGGUUUCACUAAAGGAUGGGAAACUACAGAUAUGUACCCCUAAUAAAAACAAAUCGGGCCAUGGAGCAUUGGAAUCUGGAAAAGAGAAGACUCAGAAGCAGACGAUGGAGAAAUGGAAGCGACAGGAAGACAGAGAUUUGAGAGAAAAGCGUUGUUUUAUUUGUGGAAGGGAAGGACACAUUAAAAAAGAAUGCCCACAGCACAAAGGAUCAGCAGGUGUUUUGAAGUUAGAAAGUCCAUGUGGGUCCCCUUUAUCCAGUGCUGUUAAACACUCUGGACGAUUAAAUCAGGGACUACUUCCACAGGAAGAAAAGAAGAAACAGAAAGGAAAAAUAUUCUUGAGUCCCCAGUCAGGCAGCCUUACCAGUAAAUAUAUGACUCAGGGAAAAGCUUCACAGAAGCGGCCCCAUCAAGAUUCAUGAGAAACUGAAGCAAUCUUUGAAAAUGCAAUACAAGGCCGUCCAUUUCCUUAAGAAAUGUUUAUUUUCUUUAUAAUCUCUGGGUUCACAAAACAGCAGCACAGUCUUCAUCAUAAGUUUUAAAAAACAUAUUUUAAUUAAAUUGCUACAGUUGAAAAAGCAAUGGAUUUUAAUGUUUCUUCAUACCAUGCAUCCCUGCUCUUAAUAGAUUGAGCAAUUUGGUAGAAAACCACGAUGUUUGUAUUUACUACAUAACAGAUGUAAAUCAGGGAAGUUCCUAACCCAAACCACUUCUAAGUGUUUCUACAUUCAGCCUGGAUGAGUGAUUGCACUGAAAUGGUGUGCAAGCCAAAAAUAGUGUCGCCUUCAAAAUAUUAUUUUUGAAGGAUAAAAGGGGUAUUUAUUGAUGAUGAAGAUUUUCCUGAUUGCUUGUGUGAAAAGUGUUUGAAAUAUUUCUGGUCUGCUACUACCAUAUUUGCAAAUAUUUUAAUUUGUGGGGGCGCUAAAACAUGGACGUUAAGUAAACUUCUAUGUAAAACCUCUGUGGAAAAGCAGUGCCAUUGAGUGAAUUCUUCCCUCCUGUUAUUUUAUAUAAUUGAAAUGCUGCUGUGCUUGUGUACAGAGAACAGAAAAGCGAGUUCUGUUUGCUGCUGCUAUGGUUUUCCCCUAUUGUCUGCGACACUAAAGCAAAAUUCCUCAAAGGAAUCAAAGGACGUAUUUGACAGUUAAAAUAAAACAAAUGUCCAUCUGCUUUUAUGAAAGGUAAAGAUGAUGAUCUAUGUGCUGGUCAACUAUUUACUUUUGUACUUUCAUGGAGGCUUAAUGUCAGGAUUUUCUGGAGAUGGUACCAUAUACCCUUUCCAUGAAAAUUAUACAGCAAAAAAAAGUAAGCCGCUGUUAUUUAUGACAUUGAAAUAAAACCACCAAGUGAAAAAUGUA
Messenger RNA from Anolis carolinensis (green anole), 6183 nucleotides. RefSeq names its product terminal uridylyl transferase 7 (gene tut7). Gene Ontology annotation, molecular function: nucleic acid binding; RNA uridylyltransferase activity; zinc ion binding. Bases 601 to 5247 code for a protein of 1548 amino acids. The transcript has 29 exons. NCBI's taxonomy places the organism in Eukaryota, Metazoa, Chordata, Lepidosauria, Squamata, Anolidae. The record is from RefSeq and is a predicted model, not a curated record.